GAGCGGACGCGGCGGGAGCGCUUCUUCUGCUGGCUCUCGGACGCACUCGGGCGCGCUCUCAAGAGCCGGGCGCUGCUGCGGAGGCUGCGCUGCGGCGGCGACCGUGGUGGUUGUGGCGACAUGUGAGCGGAGUUUUUUGCGCGCCAACGCCGAGCGAUGUACUCCGGGAAUAGCAGCAGCCGCAGCAGCAGCCUGCAGCCGCCGACGCCGGGGGAGCAGGACUCGGAGCAGCAGCCCGUGCAGCCGCCGAAUCCGGCGGCGGGGCCGCCGUUCAGCGCCAGCACCUACGAGCUGCUGGCGCUGCUGCUGGCCACCAUCGGCAUCCUGGGCUUGUGCAACAACCUGCUGGUGCUGGUGCUGUACGCCAAGUUCAAGCGGCUCCGCACGCCCACCCACCUCUUCCUGGUCAACAUCAGCCUCAGCGACCUGCUCGUGUCGCUCUUCGGCGUCUGCUUCACCUUCCUCUCCUGCCUGCGGAACCGCUGGGUGUGGGACGCCGCCGGCUGCGUGUGGGACGGCUUCAGCAACAGCCUCUUCGGUAAGGGGGGCCGCGGGGGGCGAGGGCGCCUCUGGCCAUGUGCAGAGAGACGGGGUCCAGGCGGGGAGAAGGCUGAAAGAGGAACUCGCUAUAUGCUCUCUCUUUCUCUCUGUGUGUGAUUCCAAGUCUCUGAUGUUCCCCAAGGAUGCAGAUCAACACUUCUAUCUUUUCAAUAAAUGAAUACAGUACUUAGGAGGCAAGAGAAGGGUCCCGUCCCCCUGGCAGCCCAUUUCUCCCACUUGCGCCUCCCGGAAUAACGGACUGCCCUUCCUCCAACCAGCUGGCCUCUCUCCUGUAAUCCCUUCAGGUCAAGUCCUGUAUGGCCUCCUUUUCUUCCUUCCCUUUCCUCGGAUUAUAAUCACCGGACCCAUAAUGUGGUUUGAGAGUGAGUGCAAUCCCCCUCACGUUCUGUCAAAAUUAGAUGAUGCCUCUGAACACGUGCAGAGUGCACCUCUCACAUUGCAGUGCUAGGAAAUGGAGCUUCUAAGGAAUCUGUAGCCUGAACGUUAUUCUGGCAAUAUAGGUUUCUUUUGGCUUGAGCUAGAAACUGCCAUAAAUGCUGCACAUCGCCCCCCCCCAUCUUAUUUUCCACUUCAUGUCUGUGUUCCCUAUCUGAUUUGCUAUGCUCAUUCCUGGUCCUGCAGGUGGUGUAACUUUCAUUUCACACCCAACCUUCUGAUAUGCAGAUUUUCUCUUUUCUCCUCUAGCUUCUUUGGGGUGUCUUCCCAUCUCAUUACGAAGGGUGGGGUAGUUGUAGAUCCAUGAAACAAGAAUUGUGUAGACACCAGGACAUCUCUUUGCAGAACACUAGCUGAGCGAUGGUACCUGAUCACUUUGGUCUGCAGUGCUGUAUGCAUGGUCUUGCUUCUUAUUUGUACAAGUGGUACUGAGGGUGGUGCGCCAGUUGUAUAGAUCUGCAGCGCCUUCAGGCUUAUGUCUUUGUGGAAAUGUCCACUUAGUGGGACUGAAAAUUAUCCCGCACUUCAUUUUGCCGUGGAAGAUAAUCACUUUUGUAGGUACGUUAGUAACAAGAAAGGGAUGCUGCUUGCAAAUACAACAUUAGGCAAGUCUGGCCAUUUUGAAGUGCUUAGCCUUGUUUAUUAAAUAAAAGUAAAACAAACGUGCUAAAUUAGACCACACUUUAGGGCACCAGAAUAUAUUCUAAUGCAAACUGAAAAUUACCAUAUGCAAAUUUGCAUAGUUUUUUUUUCUGGAGAAAAAUCCAGCUCAAUUUUUUUUCCUUCCAGAAAACCCACAUCACUUCAUUCCACACAGUUCAGUGGCUGCUUCCUGUGUACUUUCUAGACCUCCUGUGUACACAAUCCCAGGUGUGGGGAACCUUUGACCCUCCAGAUUCUGUUGAACUAACACUCUCAUCAACCCCAGCAAGAGUGGAUAAUGGCUUUCGAUGAUAGGAAUUGUAGCUUAGCAUCCUCUGGAGGGACAAAGGCUUGCCAUUCCCUGUGCCGCAUAGAUCUAACCUCUCUCUCUGACCAUCAUUCCAUUUUACAAACACCUCCAGUUUAGCAUUACCCCACCAACACCCGUCCUUUCACCAUAUCUUUAUUUUGCCAGGAACACACACCACACCUGUACGUGAUCUAGGGCAAAAGGCCCCCCAGGAAUAACUCUCACCACAUUUAUGAUGCCACCGUCUUGCAUCUGCCUCAAUCUAGUCCCCACCUUCCCCACUUAAGUCUUGUGUCUUCAUUUGCCCGCAGGCGCCCAUAGUUCCUCUAUCAGUCAGCUUCCAUAUCAUGCAUACUGUUUGUAAGUGACCUCUGCAGCUUCUGCUUGACAGCUGAACUUUUGCUUUCCCUUUAAAUCCCUGCAAAAGCUCAUCUUCUCUAUGAGCCUUUUGACUUAAUUCCUGAUUGUCAUUCCUAACUGUAGCUGAUACCAAAUCUUCCUCUCUACCCUUGUGUUGUUCCCCGCCUAUGGCCAGUUAUCUGUGUUAGGAUGAAAGUUCCUUGCAAGCAAGUGAUUGCCUUGUUGUUACCUAUUCUACUCUGGAAGGCCCUUGUGUACACUGAUGGUGCUGUAUGUAUCCUACUAAUAACAGACUCAAGCUUUGAGCGUAGAUCCUCAAGAUCAGGGUAUCAGCAGGCUUGGGGGAACAUCAAGAUUUCCACAGGUUUUAGAUGCUUAAACUUUAGGGGGGGGGGAGCUCUUCAGGGGAAGGGAACCCCAAAAUAGCCUAAUGCUGACUGAGCAUCCUCAGUGGCCAUGGAAUGCUGAUUGACAGAAUAAAAUGGAAAACCAGGUGGAUGGAGCAGGAGUGAGGAACCUGGAUCCCACCAGAUGCUGCUGGAUGAUACUCCCUCCCCCUCGAACUAUUGACUGUGCUGAUGGACUGCUGCUUCCUGACCCCAGGAAUAGAUGGGAGGGAUGGCUGGAACCAUUUUGCCUCAUUUUGUUUUGGGUCCCACUUGUAAAUAAUUUCAAGGCAAAACCACCUGCAUCAUUCUCCAUUUCUUUUCUAAUCUGCUACUUCCUUGGCAAUUCAUCUUCAUUUUUCUCGUCUUUUCCUCAGACCCAUCAGAUACGUUCCCACCUCCUUUCAUUCAUAUUUCCUUGCAUUUCUACAGCACCCAAGAUGAUUCACAACAUCAGCGUUCAAUCUAUUGAGUACAUUUUUCCUCAUCUUCAGUUGAUUCCCGCCCCCCCCCCAUCCUGAAAUGAAUCACAGGCUGCAGCUGUUGUGAUUCAGGUAUCUCUAUGAACCAAAAUCACACAAUUUUGUUUAUAUGUUUUCCUUCCCAAAGUGGAAAAUGGGUGAAACUGCUGGAGAACAAUUCAAACAAUGCUAGUGGAAAUUUGCUUCCCCUUUUCUGAAGCCAUUUGCAGAGACAUGUAGUCAUUAAACUACAUUUAAAUAGGUGUCUUCAGUAAAACGGAGUAUGCCUUUUAAUUCAUUAAAACACACACAUCCCCAGGUAAGAUAGCUAUCUCCAGAUUUCUUACAUUCACUUGACAUGCCAGGAGUCUAGCUAUUUUUGUAGAAAAGCUAAAGGUACGUGCACAAGGAAGCCAUUUGUGAUGACACAUGUACCACAUCGCUGGAAAGCAGUCACAACCUCCUCCUAACUCCUGUGUGUUUCUAUGCCUGGCGAAUUCCUUUUGAAGGAAUUUAAGAGCCAAAGCAUUUCCAUGAAAGCAGGGCUGGUGUCACAGAGUGGUCCUCCUGGCCUCAGUCUGUGGGUCCCAGGCAAUACCCCAUACCAGCUCUGCUUUGCACAAUAUCUGAGUGUUUUGGCCUGGCUGAAAUGUGUCCUGAUGGUGCUUCCUUCUUUCCUGGAUGGAAGAUAAAGAGGGUUGUGUGUGUAGAAUCUAGUUUACUGCACAGAGGUAAAAUUAACACUUGAUGGUUUGCCCACGGUUGCCUCUGACUUUGGUUGCUGCUGGUAGCGGUGGAGCACGCCGAUCAGGCGUCUGGGACGGCAUGCGUCCCCAGCCGUCUGCAGGGGUGGGGCCAGCCAGGACGAGAUGCUCCGCGGGGCCUCUGGAGUCUGCCUGCCUCCUCCCACUCAGCUACCCUACAGCUGGCGGGGUGGGUAGGCAGCGGGUGGACCGUUUGGGCAAUGGGGAGCCUGUGUGCGCCCAAGUCACCAUGUCUUUCCCAGGCUCGGGUGCGCUGCAGGCCCCAUGGUGGGUGCCGCCCAGCAUUUUGUCCCCCCCCCGAGUGGUGACACCUGGGACAGCCUGCCCCCACUGCACCCUGCUUCCUCCACCCUUGGCUGCUGGUGUGCGGCCCCCCAAAGAUUGGGGCUUCCCAUUCCUGAUGAAAAGCCUUAAUUUUUUUUUUAAAAAAAUGCCAGCAACAUGAUGGCUGCAUGCACAUAAUAUUGGAGGUUUCCGUACCCAGGGAAUAGAUUCCUCCGAGGGCUGUUCGCACACAGCUGGGCAUCACUUGGUUUCUCUACAGUCAGUUAUUCUUGGGCAUUCAGAAGCUCCACAUGAUGCAUUUGUUGUUUGUGUGUGUAGGGAGUGGGGAACCUGUGGCUCUCCAGGUAUUGGUGAAUGCUAGUUCCCAUAAGCCCUGCCAACAUGCUCAGUGGUCAGGGUCCCAUUGAAACAAAUGUGAUUUGCACAGACCAUCUUCAAGCUCAUGUGCAAAUAGGUUCUAUGGGCCUGCUAAUAUAGGAACUUAAAGGCGAAGUCCCUGAUUCUCACUAAAGGUUAUCUGCAGGGGGAAGGCAGCUCAGCUAAGCCUUGCUCCUUCACUCAUUCAUAAUCUAUAUUCCCAAUCCAUGUGUCAGCUGGUGCUCAUUCUAGGCAAAUACAUUUAUGGAUGCUGUCUUGGAGUGCUGUUGCUUUCACUGCCUUAAUUGGAGUUGUCAGCUUUUAAAAAAUGCUGCAUGGUACCUAACACUUUAUCCUCAAAAGGACUCAAUCUCUUCUUGUACCAUUCAGAAAAGCACAAAUUGUUCUAAUGUGCUAUUUUCUGCAUUGUGGCAAGAAGCCGUCAUCUCCAAGCCACAACUCUCUUUAGGAUGUAUCUCAACUGCUUUUUGACAGUCAUACAUCGGAAAGGAAUUAAGUCCCUUCUUAGAAAUCUCAUUUAAGAUAGACAUCUGACUUCUGAUUGUUGAUCGGUUGGAAUGCAACAUUGGCAUCUGCCGGAAGUUCAGCUGCCCACUUAAAAGAGGUGCACACCUUAUAGUCCAGGAACAUAUCAUACAGACUGGUGCAAGUUAAGGCUGCGGUUGUAAACACAGUUGCAAAGGGGGUAAACCCAAUGGAAUGCAGUAGGAGUUGCUUCCAGGUGAGCAGGUGGAGAUUUGUGCUACUUGCCUUUGGAAAAUAAGAAAAUAAACCCUCUGACAACAGUAAUGAAGGACACUGUGGCAGUGCUUUUAUAAUGAAUGCAAUUCAUAUAAACAACAGUUGCAGUGACCCAAGUUUAUUCAUCUUUCCUUGGUUCCUGGCACAUGACUGGACAUUUAAAUAAUGUUGAUUCUGCUCUCAAAUAUUUGCCAUCCAUCUGACGUCUUUGAGAUUAACUUCAGCAAAUAGAAGUGGGGAAACACAGCCAGUUUACUCUUUCAGGAUAUGCUGCAGGGUGUAUGGAUACCAUAUUGAAUCAUUUUUUUAUGAAUCAUUUUACAUGUAAUCAGCCAUAUUGUAAGAUGCAACUUGACGGCCAGUGGAGGGAGACAAAGCUUUCAUCUUCACAUUGAAAACAAUUCAAGGACACUUUUCACUAUUAUUUUUUCUUUUGAACUUAACUGACAUGGGGAACAGCUUCUGUUUGUUUAAGGAAAUGUUAAUAAUUUGAGUUAAAGAGGACUGCAAGGAUCCUAACCAUCAUCCCCACCCAAUCUCUUGUGCUAAGGUGGUAUCUUCCAUGCUGCACUUCUCCCAUCCAUUAAGUUCCUCAUCUCAACUGUUACUCAAUUUCUGCAAUUCUAAAAUCAGUGAUCAGCUGCCCCGUGUCAAAUGUGCCUUUCUGGCUCAGGGGUCCAUUUAGAAAAGGAUCCAGGAAGCAUAAGCCAGUAAAUUAGGUACUGUUAAAUAACCAAGUUCUUUCGUAAGGAUAUAAAGGCCAGUUUUACGAAGUUGUAUUUAGAAAGUAGGUCAGUAUGUACACACAGGCACAGUGAUGCGUAAAAUUAACUUUCCCAUAGAAUUUUUCACUUAGUUGGUUUUUGCAGUCGAAGAGUGGUAGAGCAGCAUCUUUACAUUGCAGAACGGAAAUAGAAAGGUGGACAUAGCUGUUCGCUAAAUCCAAAAUUGAGUCUCCUGCUUUAAUGCAUUUUUUCCUACUGCCAUACAGCUAGAAAAUCACUUCUGUUGUGUCACUCUAUUCAGGCCUGACUGCAGGAGCAGUAAGCUGAGGUGCUGAGGGAGCCAAAAGGUGGUAGGGGGUUGCACAGGCAUGCAUCCGACACGGCUUUUGGCCCAUGGGCUGCAUGGCACACCUUGCUCUUUUUCCCAUUUGGACCCAACUAUUCCUUCAGCUUCUGCUAAUGAUGCUGGACCGGUCAUAUGCAGAAUCGUACUGUUGGCAUUGGCGGGCAGUGACCCUCCAAAGUUGUAGACAGGGGCUUUUUCAGCCGUACCUGGAGAUGCCAGGGAUUAAACCCGGAACCUUUUGCAAGCGAAGGAGAUGCUCUGCCGCUUUCUGGAAUUUGGAGGUGGGUGUGGCAAAGUGCAUGCAACGCUACUGAGAGAAUGAGGAAUUAAUAACUGCAAAAGGGGCUAUCUUCCGUUCCAAGGUAGCAGGGGAAAGAAAGAUCCCUAGGUGCUGUUUGUGUUGCUUGAUAAGGAGGUCUGCAUCUCAGUUGUGUUCUGUUUUAAAAUAAGCUGUUAAGUUCCUUUAGUAAGUAGUCACAUCUCUUCUUACUGGAAGCCUGAGGGUACCUCCAAUUCUACCACAGGCUUUUCUUUUUUGAAGGCUUCAUUUCCAACUUCCAGGGGUGACUUGGGCUGCACUCACAUGGCAGCUUAUUCCAUUUCCCUCCAUUCUAAGUUCUGCACUAUAUUUGAGCUUUCACGUGAAACAAAAUGCACUUGCAGAAAUAUAGCACACGUUUAGUGCUCAUUGCCAUCUUAUUUGCUUCCAGAAAAAAAAGCUUGUACAUAGCAUGGAAAUGCGUGCUAAACUUGCCCUAUGUUGUUGUUGUUUAGUUGUUUAGUCGUGUCCAACUCUUCGUGACCCCAUGGACCAGAGCACGCCAGACACUUCUGUCUUCCACUGCCUCCCGCACUUUGGUCAAACUCAUGCUGGUAGCUUCAAGAACACUGUCCAGCCAUCUCGUCCUCUGUCAUCCCCUUCUCCUUGUGCCCUCCAUCUUUCCCAGCAUCAGGGUCUUUUCCAGGGAGUCUUCUCUUCUCCUGAGGUGACCAAAGUAUUGGAGCCUCAGCUUCAGGAUCUGUCCUUCCAGUGAGCACUCAGGCCUGAUUUCCUUAAGAAUGGAGAGGUUUGAUCUUCUUGCAGUCCAUGGGGCUCUCAAGAGUCUCCUCCAGCACCAUAAUUCAAAAGCAUCAAUUCUUCGGCCAUCAGCCUUCUUUAUGGCCCAGCUUUCACUUCCGUACAGCACUACUGGAAACAUGCCCUAUAUUCCACUGUAUCUCUGGAAAUGACUUUUUUGUCAUGUGAAAGUUCAAAUAUAAUGCAGAAAUUAACAGUUUGGGAAACUGGAAUAAACUGCUAUGUGGAUGUAGCCUUGAAUUGGCAUUUCUUUUUGCGCAUUAGACUUCAUUUUCCCAUUCAGCUUCCAGUCAGCGGAUUUAAGGUGGCUUACAUGUUUGAGCAUAUCAGGAUGCAGAUUACAGCGUGUGGCAUAUCAUUUCUUUGCCAUGUAUCUGGAUUGUGACUGAUUUCAAAAAAUCUGGGCAGUGGGAUUGUUAGUAAAAAUCUUUCCCUCAGAAUCAGUGCUUACUAUUAGUUCCAUAUAAUGGUGAGCCAAGAAAAGGUUGUUGCCUCAUUGCCUUACUUCCGUGUUGUUCACUUAAUAUUUGAAGUGAAAACAACUAUUUCAAGUAUGAUGCAUGUUGUUCUUCUCUUCAGUGACAUGUGUAACCAUUGCAUGGUCCCUACUUUGUUCUCUUCUUUUGCCAGCUUUUGUUGUUAAUGGAUGAGACACUGCUUUAUUAUUAUCAUCUGAAGAGUGCUUGGAACCAGCAUGGUGUAUUAAUUAGAGGGUUGGACUAGGACUGUGUGGAUGCAGGUUCUGGUCCUCAAUCAGCCGUGAAGCUUGCUGGGUGCCUAUGGGCCAGUCUCCUUAUUUGGACGUAAUGCAAAACAUUAUGCCAGUCCUCCUUCAGCAUGGCUACAAGGAUGAGUUCAAAAGCUUUUCUUUUCAUUUUAGGUUAACCACAGAUUGUGACAGCCUCCAUACUAGGAGAAACCUGUUCAUCUUAACUCUGGCUUGCUAAAACAAAUUCAACUUCAGAUCCCAGUUUAUGAAGCCAACUUGUUUUAAGAUCAACCACAGUUUAGAGUGCAAAUGACAUACUAAACCACAGUUAAUCUAAAACAUGCUUAAUGAUGCUGGAGGAGGAGAGGGCAGAGCUUGUGAGCCCACUGGAUGAUAAGACAGCUACAUCUUCAAGGUAGAAUCAACAGGACCUAUUCUCUGUUUUGGCAGUGGAGGAAAACAUGCCAGAAAGCACAGAACGUCUUUUGCCCCAUGCCUAUGAGCAAGCACCUUUGAGCAGUAGGAGCUAUCUACAGGAAACAGUUCUCCAGCAAUGAUUUCUGCAGUCAAGUCACUGUGCACUGUAAAUAGCUGCCUGGUUACUCUUAAGGACAAAGUGUAUUGCAGUUAGAAACUGUUCAGUCUAAUGAUUUUUGCUUGCAGGAAUCAAGUGAAAAGGUAACCUAUGGAACUAGGCCUGUUUGUCCACUGUAUGUAGGGCAGUACUGUAUUGCAGCCAUAUACAGAAAUGGAUUUCUGUGUGUCCUUUACCCGAGUACUCUGCAGAGGUCUAAGCCAAGGCAUUAAUAUGGGGGGAAAGUAAAGGGAUUUCAGAAAAGCCAGGGAAGUCCAGAAGCCAAAGGUAGUGCUCAGUUGUUGACGUACGGAAUUUAAUUGGGCAUGGCUUUCAUUGAAGCCUGUAGAGCACUGCUUGUGUUGGAUGACUGGGCUAUAUUUAGCUCUGGCAUCUUUAAGCCUUGGGAAGCUUUGGAGCAUUAAGAGAGGUGCUGGCAGCAAGCCUUGUGCAGCCUUCAAUCUUUAAACUAAAUGAGCGCUGCUCCACCAAGAAGAGGACACUGAGCUCCCCCAAACAAGUGCCAGCUUCUUUUUCUUGGUUGUGAUACAUAUCUAGUCAUUCAAACCUUAAGCUAGAGCUCCACAUUUACAAACGCUGUCUUACUAACAAUAAUUUCAGGGGAAGGCAUUUCAUAGAGUUGGAAGGGACCCCAAGGAACAUCUAGUUCAACUCCCUGCAAUGCAGGAAUAUGCAGCUGUCCCUUAUGGGGAUCAAACUUGUGACCUUGGCACCACACGCUAACCGACUGAGCUGUCCACGGGAGAAAAGCGGUGGUCAAGAGAUGAGGGUUCUUAGCUUUUCCCCCAACUUCUGGUUCUCUCAGACAACCGCACUGUUUCCCCACUCCUAAUGUUAGAAUGAGUGUUCUUUGUGAUAGUUGUAGGUGGAAUUGGGAGAAGUGUCCAGAGGGUGGGGUAGUGGAGGAGAAUUGGUGCAUGGCGGAAUGAUUAUUCACAUCCCGCCAUGGCUGCUCCAUGCUGGAUACAGCAGCAGCUGCUGAAUCUCUCUCUGCCAUGCAUUAUUCGAAAGCACUGAAACCAGAGAGGACAGAGAUGGCAACACGCAGAGGCAGAGCUGGAUGCUUUUUAGGCAACAGCAGGCAGAGUGUGUGGAGCACCCAUGGCUUCUCAACGCUGUUGCUUACUGAGAGCUUACUCAACACGGUGUCGGCACAGCAGUGGAGCCAGUUUGACGCUGCCUCUCUCUUCCUCUCGGUAGGAAGCCAGGUGAACCUGUCUCCAGAUUUUGGGCUGGGGAGUUAUAAAAACUUGAAUACAAUCCAUAAAGCCACACCUGGACUGCCCUCAAUUUUAUCCUAACCUUGCCCUCCACCCAAUCUUUUAAGAAAAGUUGUAAGUAGCUAAGGGGGCCAGCAGUAAAGGCAUGGGGGCUUGGAGAGGCAAAGGAAGUACCAAGGGCACUGUUUUGAGACUGGGACUCCCCCUCCCUCCCUUGCUUGCUUCUGUGAGGUGUUUUGCCCUAGCAGCCACAGAGUUGAUAUUUGUGGUGGGUGCUAGCAUCUGGCUAUCUACAGCAGGAUGUUUGUAAUAGUUCUGGGAAGGUGCCUUCUUGUGCUUCCAGUUUGCCCUAACAAUCUGGCCUUGCACCAAAUGGCACCCAGCUGAGAUUCAUUUUUGGUGCCCCCCUCCACCCCCAAAGUUGUUCAGCUUUUCAAUUUUGUAUCACAGUUGUCGCCUAUUUCGUGACUUUGGUUUUCCAUUUUGUGUGCGUGACUUAUCUUUGUCAUAAAAGAUGAUGAACCUGCAUGCCGGUAUCUGAAAUUCUGUGUUUAUUCAUACCACAUGAGCUGUUUGUGCUGCUUCUUUCAGCUGGCGAGUGGAGGGUUGAGUUGAUAGACCAUGACAGAUGCUUCCAAGCAUGGGGCUACAGGCAGUCACCUGCCCCUGUGCACUCACCCAUGCACAGGGCUAGUUCAGCACAUACGAAUGAACUGAGAAAAGAUGACUCAUCUUGACUUCAGCAUGUAAAAAGUGGCUGUUUGCAUUUGCCUUUACUUAAAUUUGAAUGCCUGCUUCGUCAAGUGUGCCUUAAUCGACUCAUGAGCUCCCUACUGGGGCAAGGGGGCGGGGGGAAUGUGCAUCUUUCCUCAUGUAGCAGAUGAUGCACAUGCUUUGAAAACAGAACUUUGGGUUAUUUUUUCACAUGUUAACAUGUUACUGAUAGCAAGCAGGCUGCACUGGUUCAUGUAGCUGCUUCAUGUAAAGUUGGGAAACGGCCCAGACCCAGGAUGCAUAACCUUUUCAGCCAUGACAUUUGAUGCUGGCGUAUGUGCAUGAGCAUGCGCGCGCGCGCACACACACACACACACACACACUCCCACUGCGCAUGCAGGGAUGCCACCAUCACUUGCCUCCUCUCAACUCCCCAGGUGGGAGUUGCUAGCAGUUGUGCUUGCCAGGAAAACAUGGGGUGGAGCAAGCUAGAGAGAGAAGCAGUGGGUGGGGGGACAACUGUGGUCUGAACAAUGUUUGCUGUCUAGAACGAUCUUUCUAUUGACUGGAAGUGCUGUGUUCAAAGAAGGCAUCAAUAACAGGCACUCUGGUGGUUUUGUUCCAUCUGGAUCUUAUUGCGAGUCCAUCAGACUGUCGUGGGACUCCUGCUGAAUUCAUGCUUCCCUUUUGACUUCCCUUUUACCGUCUGCUGAAUAAGCCUUUUCAAAGUGUGUGUGUGUAGCAGUAGUGGGUGUCAUCACAACAGAGCUUGUCUGAGACUGCUCAUAAUCUAAUGCCUUUUCUGAAUUUGAUUAUAAGGGGUAAUGGUUCUAACAUAAGGUUACUGGGGUUUUUGUUUAGUUUUUUUUUUUGAGCUAACAGGUUAUAAGUGAUAGGUAUUCUUUGACUACUAAUAGACCUGUCACCAGCAAUAGUUUUCAAUGUUUGAUGAUUUGCUGUGUUUUUAUUAUUUUGCAAGCCACCCGGAGUGGCUGGGGCAACUCAGUCAGAUGGGUUGGGUAUAAGUAAUAAAUUACUACUAUUAUUAUUAACAUAAAUUAUUUGCUUAUUCAGCCAAUUGGAUGUUUUCUUUUGACCAUAUAGAACUAGGUAUACAGAGUAAUGAAACAAGCACCACAAAUCACAAGGCUGCAUGCAAAACCAGAAAACGCAUAUUUAUUGGCUAGCAAAUUCUUAUGGAACACUCUCCCUAAGGAAGCUCUCCUGGUAAUCUAUUCUGUACUAAGUGAAGAUGUAUUUGUUUUUCCAGGUAUUUGGAUGUGCACUAUUACUUUGCCUUAUAAUAGUGAUCUUUGGUUUUUGUUCCUGGGGGGAGGGGGUGUUUAUUUUUUAAAGUGGUUUUUUUGUGGGGGGGGGGAAGGGAUGAAUGAUUUUAGCUUAAUUGUGUUUUUCUACAAAGUACCGGUACUUCGUUAUUACAAAAUGCAUCUCUGUAUUAGGGAUAAUUUAAUAAUCUAAACUAAACUUUUCAUUUAUGUCUCCCUAAGGAAUCGUUUCCAUUAUUACUCUCACUGUCCUGGCCUACGAACGCUACCUUAGAGUAGUCCAUGCAAGAGUGAUUGAUUUUGCAUGGUCUUGGAGGGCAAUCACAUAUAUCUGGCUGUAUUCCUUAGCUUGGACAGGAGCACCUCUCCUAGGCUGGAAUCACUACACUCUAGAAAUUCAUGGAUUAGGUUGUUCAGUGGACUGGAGGUCAAAAGAGCCCAGCGAUUCUUCCUUUGUCCUCUUCUUCUUUCUUGGCUGUCUUGUCACACCAGUUGGGAUCAUGGCUUACUGCUAUGGACAUAUUCUUUAUGCGAUACGAAUGGUGAGUUAAUUAAAGCAGUAGCUUUUCUCUAGAAUUCAAAUGGGCAAAUGCAGAGUGAUCAAAAUGUGAUUUAUGUGGAUAAUAAUAAUGUAUUAUUUAUACCCCGCCCAUCUGGCUGGCUUUCCCCAGUCACACUGGGCAGCUCUGAACAGAGUAUUAAAAACUCUAUAAAACAUCAAACAUUAAAAACUUGCCUAAACAGGGCUGCCUUCAGUUGUCUUCUAAAAGUCAGAUAGUUGUUUAUUUCCUUGACAUUUGAUGGGAGAGUGUUCCACAGGGCGGGCGCCACUACCGAGAAGGCCCUCUUCCUGGUUCCCUGUAACCUCACUUCUCACAGUAAGGAAAGUGCCAGAAGGCCCUCGGCGCUGGACCUCAGUGUCCAGGCAGAAUGAUGGGGGUGGAGAUGCUCCCUCAGGUAUACUGGGCAGACGCCGUUUAGGGCUUUAAAGGUCAGCACCAACAUUUUGAAUUGUGCUCGGAAACAUACUGGGAGCCAAUGCAGAUCUCUCAGGACCGGUGUUAUAUGGUCUCGGCGGCCACUCCCAGUCACCAGUCUAGCUGCCACAUUCUGGAUUAGUUGUAGUUUCCGGGUCACCUUCAAAGGUAAACCCACGUAGAGCAUGUUGAAGUAGUCCAAGCGGGAGAUAACUAGAGCAUGCACCACUCUGGCAAGACAGUCUGUGGUCAGGUAGGGUCUUAUCUGUCGUACCAUAUAUUGAUAAGCUGACUGUACACAUAUUUUCACAUCUUGCCUUACUUUUCCUGACAACAUUCUCUCGGAAAUAGUGCCCCUUAUACAUGUGGGCAAAAUGUAGCAGCUGAAUUUGAUAUCCUUGACUCAAAGGAGCUUUACCUAGUGCACACGCAUAAUCUAGUUUUCAUAUUUUUCCUAGUAACAGUGUGCAGUGUUACUCUCCUAAAGGGAAAUGGAACAAGUCAUUGGGCUGUGAAUAAUGUUGAGGAUUUGGGUGGCUGCGCAUAAUGACCUUGAAACAAUUUAAUAGGUACUUCUGGCAUGUGUCUUCUAUAAGAUGAGCCCAGUAUUGUACUGUUAGGAAUAAUGUGGUUCCAAGAAAGGCUUAAGAAUUGCUAUCAUUCAGUUCAAUUAAAAAAAUGCUAUCCAAGUAAGCCUGUAAAUACGAAAGAUAUUUACAAAGGAAUACAUAAAAUCAAAAUUGAUGGAACUUAUUUCCAAGUAAGCAUGCUUAGUAUUGAAUUGUUAAACCAUUGAAAUAGAUUGUUCAAGAAUUAAUAAUACAAUAUUAUUACAUACUUGUUUGAAUAAUGCAGAAAGUCACACUAGGUAAUUUUACAUGUAUACAAUCACAUGUAUAUGUGUGAUUGUAAAUAAAAUCAAUAAAUCUAUAAAAAAUUCUAGUAUUGGUAAUUACAGGGACUCUAUAGGGAUUGACAUAAAAUCGCUGUAGCUCAGUACAUAGUGAGUUUCUGCUUUUAAUGUUUUUGUUGGUGUAACUGAACAAUAACGGAUAACAAAAUGAAGGCUCUAUGGCACCUUAUAGACAUAACAAUUAUUAUGGCAUACGUUUUCAUGGACAGGAGGUAACUUAAUCAGUAGUCUUCAAAAUUAUUCCAUAGAUCUGUUAGUCACAAGACCCUGAUUUUGCUGCAAUAGAUUAACACAGCUAUUUUUCCAGAAGUCAGGGCAUCAUCAGAAAUCUUAUUUAAAUGAAGCUGGUGAGAAGGAUGAUGCCUUAAUAAUAUUUGAAACGUGGUUAGCUGUCAAAUAAUAAGACCACUUACAAUGGCAUUCUUCUCUCUGAAGGAUUUGGAACUGAAUGCUCUUUCAAAUAUGUACUGUUUGAUUGUUUUUCAUUAUUUUUCUUUGCAGCUUCGUUGUGUUGAAGAUUUGCACACUGUCCAAGUGAUCAAGAUCUUGAGAUACGAAAAGAAAGUAGCUAAAAUGUGUUUUUUAAUGAUGACCACCUUUCUUAUCUGUUGGAUGCCUUAUGCAGUGGUCUCCCUUUUAGUAGCCUAUGGGUAUGGCCACCUUGUCACUCCAACAGUGGCUAUUAUCCCAUCUUUAUUUGCCAAGUCAAGCACUGCCUACAAUCCAGUUAUCUAUAUCUUCAUGAGCAGAAAGGUAAGCAGCUGAAAAGCAGAGUUACUUACUGAGGCCGAAAGGAUCGCAUCUAAUGCAUUAUGCAAUAGAGGUGGUCUUCCUCCCGACAUAAGCACAACAUUGCAGAAAUUACACAUAGUAUUAUCUUGCAUCUAUAGGAAAACAGGCAAGAAAGGCACAGAAGGCAAGACCAACAGAAUUUCUUUGGGGGAGAAAAGGAACAGUGAAACUUGACCAGCAUAAAGCUUCCUAGUAACUUAACAAGGGUGCUGUUCCUUUUACCACUUGCACCAUAUAUAGGCUCAAAGCAUGUCUGGUGGAUGUUCUAGUUGCCGUCCUUGCAUCCAGGGCACUGAUUCAUGAGGAUGAAGAGGAUGUGCUAGGGAACACCUGGAAUUGUAAGUCUAGUGUGAGCAUACAAGGGAGCCACCCUAGUUAUUUGGGUUUCCACCAAUUUCAACUCAGGAACAUGAAAUGAAGCUGAAUCACUGGAAGGUUCAGAAUGGUAGACAAAAGUGCUUUUUCACAUAGCACAUAGUUAAACUUCAGGAUUCAUGCCAACAGCAGGUAGUGAUGUCCAUGGAUAACUUUAAAAGAGGAUUAGAAAACUUAAUGGAGGCUAAGGCUAUCGAUGGGUACUAGCCACAAUGGCUAUGUUUUGCCCCAACUGUUGGAGGCCAUAUUCCUCCUUGGAUACCAGUUGCUGGAAACUGCAGGAGGGCCAAACUGCCUUGCAAAGCCCACUCUUAUGUGAAGUGUGUUACAGUAGUAAAGUCUGGAGGUGACAAGGGCAUGGACAACCAAGGCAAGAUCUGACUUCUUUAGGAAGGGUUGUGGGUGGUUCAAGCUAGUAAAAGGCACUCCUGGCUACCUGCAGCACCCAAACUUCCAUUCAGUCCUGUUGUGAAAACAGCAGCAUCCCCAAACUUUAUCCAGUUCUGUGAAGGACAAGAUGAGCACCUCUGCACAGGCUUGCAGGUUCUCCCACCAUUACUUCUGCUUUGUCUGGAUUAACCUUCAGGUUGUUCCUCUUGUCUAAUCCAAAAUAGCCUCCUACUACCCGUUUAGAAGUCCACAGGCUGUCAGUGGGAAAGAGGUAAAGCUGAAUCCCAUCUGCAUGCUGAUGAACCUUCAGCCCAAACCUCUGGAUGACUUCUAGCAAGUUCAUGUAGAUAUUAAGUAGCAUAAGGGACAGGAUGGAACAUGUGAAACAGCUAAAUGGGAUGGAGGCACCCCGUAGACAACUGACAGUGUAGCAGAACCAGUGACAGAAGUUUUCUGGAAUAUUAUGCUAUGUACAGAUUAGGAUAACUUGUGUUGAGGAAUUUUCAUUGCAAAAUUUUUGGCUGCCCUGGGGAGUAAUCUAAUUUAGCAUGUUUAUUAUACUUCAAUUUAGUAAACAAAGUUUAAAAAACUUUGAAAUUGCCAGGCUUGCUCCAUGACACUUGCCUAAUAUUGUAUUUGCAAUUGGCAUUCAUUCAUUGCUGUGAAAGAGUGUACAAAGUUGAAAACUUUCUGUGGAAAAGUAGAGCACCAGAAAAUAUUUCACCCUACACCACUGGGUGGAACAAAAGUCUCUCAAUAUGACUGUUAGGGUGCCUCUGAUCCUUAAUAGAUUGUCAGUCCCUAUCACUUUGCCUCCUAAGCUCAGCCCAUGGAGUACAGGAGUAUACCAUGGCAAUUCAGAAUUAGAUAUAUAGUAGUGACUUUAGGUGGGCUUUAUAAAAGCUACUGAAAUAUGAGCAUGCUAAUUCAUCCAUGGGGAUUGAAGAGCGGAGUUUUCCUUUGAUAAAAUGAGGCAAUCAUUUUGGCUGUUAUCUGUUCUGUUCUGCGCCUGGAUCUUGCAUUAGCUGCUAUUGAAGUCUAAAUAGGUUAAUAGAAGCAGCUGAAAUUCAUUAUGACUGAUGAAGUGCUGUAGAUUCCCGCCCCCCCGCCUGCCGCCGGAUGGUAUUAUAUAUGCUAGAUAUGAUCUAAUCCAUCCUAAGUCAAAGAGAGGCCAGUUUGCAUUAAUGCUUUUGCACCCAUUGAAAAGAAAUUCCUUCUGGGGAGCUUUCUUGCUCACCCUUCACCAUAUGGUAGGCUGAUGCAGUGGCCGAACAUAUGGAAUUAUCCUAUAAUGCAGAAGUAAGAAACCUCUGGACCUCCAGCUGUUUUGGACUCUGACUCCCAUUGUCUCUGACCACUGGCCAUGGUCAGAUGGAAUUUGAGAUCCAUUACCUGGAGGAUCACUGGUUCCACCCCAUCCCUGUUCUAAUGUGUUGGUGCAAAUCAAGAUUGUCACACGUGCAGAUACCUGGUCUGCUGCCAGCAUGAAAACUGAAAGUACAGCUUUUCCAUGUAUGUUUGGGAAGCUAUUGAAGGAGAGUUAUCAAGCCACUGUACUCUAGUGUACCACAUGUGUGUAACACUCAGCAGGCUCUGACAACUGAUUUUAUGUGGCACCUAUGUCAUUCUGGUAUAGGCAGUGUGAAAGUGUCGCUUUCUGAAUGACGGGUUUUCACUGUAAUUUGCUCCCCUUGCAGUUUCGGCGAUGCCUCAUGCAGCUCUUCUGUGUUCGCCUCCUGAGCUUCCAGAGGCGCUUGAAAGAAAAGCCAGCAGUAGGGAACGAGAAACCGAUAAGGCCCAUUGUUGUGUCCCAGAAGGCAGGCGACAGGCCAAAGAAGAAAGUGACUUUCAGCUCUUCCUCAAUCAUUUUUAUUAUCACCAGCGAUGACACGCAGCAGAUAGACCACAGCACGAAAUACACGGGCACAAAAAUAAAUGUAAUCCAAGUGAAGCCACUGUAGGGGCUCCCGGGAUUCGAGCAGACUUCUGCUAACCAAACUGUUAGACUAUCUUUGUGGCACAAUUAGGAAGAGCAAGCACCGUCUUUCAGAAGCAAGAUGUGGAAGUAAUUCAGACUGCAAUCCUUCACUUGUGUACCUGAGAAUAAGUCCCAUUGAAAUCAUUGGGGACUACUUCUGAGAAGAAAAGUGUAAGAUUGCCCUGCCGCCAGCCUCAAGCUCUCUGUAACAUGUUAAUUGUUGUGGCAGUACUGAAACAAUGACACGUGGCGGAUGGGCCGGUUUUUAUUUUAUUUUACUUAGAAUAUUUAUUUUUCCAUAUCAUGUCUUGAUCACCUACUUACCUAUCCCUUGCUGCACUGUACACGAACCAGGGAAAUAAAGGAGCUUCUAAAGUAGGCCAUAGUUCCUUCAGCAAGGCCUCGCUGAUUUAUUUCUUUUUAAGCAAUGUCUGGUGCUGUAUUUUAACAUGGUGUGAUGUCGCAAGCCGGUUUGAGCCCGCUUGGCAGCUUCAAGCACUUGUCUUGAAUUCAGUGUAGGGGUACAUAUAGGCAGUGGCGUUUUGGGGUUUUUGUAUUUUUUGUAGGC
Podarcis lilfordi (Lilford's wall lizard) is the source of this 17989-nucleotide messenger RNA. Lineage: Eukaryota; Metazoa; Chordata; Lepidosauria; Squamata; Lacertidae. The record is from the annotation of a GenBank genome assembly.